AUGAUUAGAAACAGUCAUAAAUAUAUGUGUUUAGUUAAAAGAACAUUAAACAAUGGAAAUAUAAUUUUCAAUUCAUCAAUUACAUUAAUUAAUAAGAAUAGCAAUAAUAAAAGUAAAAUCAUACAAUAUAAUCAACAACAACUUCAACAAAAUAGAAGUUUUAGCUCAACUAAACAAUUAUUAAAUGAAGCUUCAUCUGAAGAAAGAAACACAGAGGAUGAAGAUGAUGAUGAAGAAUAUGAUGAAGAUGAUGAUGAAGAAUAUGAUGAAGAUGAAGAUGAUGAAAAUUAUGUAGAAGAGACACCAGAGGAAGAGUUUGAUAGAGAACUUAAUGAUGAUUUAAAUGAAUUGGAGGAUGAGAUAAUGGAUGUCAGACCACCAUUAUAUCCAGAGAUCAAAUAUGAGUUAUACAGACUUCACCAUGACGAUCCAUCGUUUUGGGACGUCAAACGUUUGUCACAAGUUUUCACCCUUCAUCCAGGUCGUGUAGUUGCGUUACUUCGUUUCGUAGAGAUUGAAAAACAAGAGAUUGAAAGGGGGUUCCCAGUGCACAAGGAACUCGAUCUCGCCUUGGCCGAACAGUGGGGCUGCCGUUUCCAUGACGACGAUUUGGGUGAGGAUGACAACCAAAAGGUGAACGAUUACCAAAACUUUUCACUCCAAAAGGGUGUUGGUUCCAAUGCUCGUUCAAUCAACCAAAACUAUCUCCAUCAAAGAGAUGUUAAAAAUAAAAAGAACGUUCGUGGCAAACCAGACCCAAUUCACCAAGUUCCAACUAAAAUACCAGAGGCAUUCGAUGACCAACCAAUCUAUUUCAGAGGUCCAACCUAUCUCAUGCCAAGAAAAAAGAAUUUAGUUUUCGUUGAUACCUCUAGAGAUCCAUUCACUAAAAAAGUUAACCCUGAUCCAAUGGUUUUAAUUCAAGGUAUCGAUGGUAGUUUACGUACUCCAUCCACCUCUGAAAAAUCUAUCAUCAUCAAUAAAGUUAGACCUGAAAAAGUUAAAAGAGAUUAUAAUUCUAUCCUUAAACGUCCACUUAAAUAUAGAUUAGCCUCUCAACAAUAUCCAAAAGUUGAAAUUCAAGAAGAAACUGAACAAACUGAAGAAAAUCAAGAAGAAAAUAAACAACAAGCAGAAAAUUAA
This is a messenger RNA of Dictyostelium discoideum AX4, 1143 nucleotides long. RefSeq lists its product as hypothetical. Bases 1 to 1143 code for a protein of 380 amino acids. The transcript has a single exon. Lineage: Eukaryota; Evosea; Eumycetozoa; Dictyosteliales; Dictyosteliaceae. The record is from RefSeq and is a predicted model, not a curated record.